This is a messenger RNA of Cucurbita pepo subsp. pepo (vegetable marrow), 1520 nucleotides long. RefSeq names its product serine/threonine-protein kinase SAPK2. The record is from RefSeq and is a predicted model, not a curated record. Lineage: Eukaryota; Viridiplantae; Streptophyta; Magnoliopsida; Cucurbitales; Cucurbitaceae. Gene Ontology annotation, molecular function: protein serine/threonine kinase activity; ATP binding. Gene Ontology annotation, biological process: protein phosphorylation.
GGCAUUGAUUUGAGUGCUGAGUGCUAAGCUAACCCAACCCGCGGUGCCAACCAAUAUUCCUCCAUACACCCACCUCCCUUCCUGCUCCUACUUUCCAUGUCUUUAAACUUGCACACAACGUGCUUGAUAAAUUGCCCAACUGAAAAAGUAGAAGCCAGCCAAUUUGAAACCGAGAUUGGUAGAUUUGUUUACUCUGCUGCCGAUAUUCGAAACUGAACUGGAACCCAAAUGGAACGCUAUGAGAUACUCAAGGAUAUUGGGUCUGGGAAUUUUGGUGUUGCGAAACUUGUGAGGGAUAAAUGGAGUGGCGAGCUUUAUGCUGUCAAGUAUAUUGAGAGAGGUCAAAAGAUCGAUGAGCAUGUUCAGAGGGAAAUAAUGAAUCACAGGUCUUUGAAGCAUCCCAAUAUCAUAAGAUUUAAGGAGGUCCUACUCACUCCCACGCACCUGGCAAUCGUCAUGGAAUAUGCAGCUGGGGGAGAACUUUUUGAACGAAUAUGUAACGCCGGAAGAUUCAGUGAAGAUGAGGCAAGAUAUUUUUUUCAGCAGCUGAUUUCAGGAGUCAGCUACUGCCAUUCAAUGCAAAUUUGCCACAGGGAUCUUAAGCUAGAGAACACACUUUUAGAUGGAAGCUCAGCCCCGCGUCUAAAAAUUUGUGACUUCGGCUAUUCCAAGUCAUCAGUGUUGCAUUCCCAACCAAAAUCUACCGUUGGAACGCCAGCCUACAUUGCACCAGAAGUUUUGUCUAGAAGAGAAUAUGAUGGGAAGAUUGCAGAUGUUUGGUCUUGUGGGGUCACUUUAUAUGUGAUGCUGGUUGGAGCUUAUCCUUUUGAAGAUCCUGAAGAUCCAAAGAACUUCAGAAAGACGCUCCAGAGGAUUCUUAAUGUCCAUUACUCAAUACCACACUAUGUUAGAAUUUCAUUGGAAUGCAAGCACCUUCUGUCUCGAAUAUUCGUAGCAGAUCCAGAAACGAGAAUAACAAUCCCAGAAAUCAAGAAGCACCCAUGGUUCUUGAAGAACUUGCCUGUAGAGUUCACAGACGAAGGGCUGGGAGGAAUGCAGAGUAAUGGAGAAAGCGAUGCGUCACAGGGUAUUGAAGAGAUCCUAUCCAUAGUUCAAGAGGCUAGAAAUCCAGGAGAGGGGCUCAUAGUUGGAGGGCAAGGGCAGUUUGUUGGGGGCAGCUUGGACAUGGAUGAAAUGGACACAGAUCUUGAUAUCGAUGAUUUGGAGGCAAGUGGUGACUUUGUUUGUGCCUUGGAGUGCUAGUCGUUUUCAAGAAAGGCAGGCCAACUUUAGCCAAACAAAUAAAAAUGGAAUGAAUGGUUGGGCUUGGGAAUUAAAUUCUCUUAUUUAGUGGGAUGAUGAUGUGUAUUGCUGUGCGUUGAAGGUUUCUACGUUUGUCUCUUUGAGAUUGUGCAGAGUCCAUUAGAAACACUGUAAAUUUAUGUAGCAGCUUUAAUAAUGCAGUUUUCUACCUCUCUUUUUUCCAUCUUAAAGCCUAUGAGAAACUAAAAGUUUCCGCU